AUGCUGCUACCUGCAGACCAGGCUUAUGUACAGAAGUACAUUGUGAAGAAUUAUUUCUACUAUUACCUGUUCCGAUUUUCAGCCACUUUGGGACAAGAAGAGUUCUACAUCACGUUCCUUCCAUUCACUCAGUGGAAUAUUGAUCCUUAUUUAUCCAGAAGACUCGUCAUGAUAUGGGUUCUGGUGAUGUACGUCGGCCAGGUGGCCAAGAGCAUCCUGAAGUGGCCUCGACCCGCCUCGCCUCCUGUUGUACAACUAGAAAAGAGAAUUGUGGCAGAAUUCGGAAUGCCAUCCACCCAUGCCAUGGCGGCCACCGCCAUCUCCUUCACCUUCCUCAUCACUACCAUGGACAGAUACCAGUACCCUUUCCUUUUGGGACUGAUGACGGCUGUGCUGGUCUCCACCUUGGUGUGUCUCAGCAGAAUCUACACAGGGAUGCACACAGUCCUGGAUGUUUUGGGCGGGGUCUUGAUCACCGCUCUGCUCAUCGUUCUCACCUACCCUGCCUGGACCCUCAUUGACCGCCUGGACUCGGCCAGCCCCCUUUUCCCUGUGUGCGCCAUCAUUGUGCCCUUCUUCCUGUGCUACAAUUACCCAAAGAUGGAUUACUACACCCCUACCAGGGCGGACACCACCACCAUAGUAGCUGCCGGGGCUGGAGUGACUGUGGGCUUCUGGAUCAACCAUUUCUUCCAGCUCAUGUCUCAGCCCGCCAAACCUCUCCCUGUCAUUCAGAACAUCCCACCGCUGACCACUGAGAUGAUCAUUUUGGGUCUGACCAAAUUUACAGUGGGGAUCGUACUGAUCCUCUUGGUUCGUCAAUUUGUACAAAAUCUCUCACUGCAGGUGUUAUACUCGUGGUUCAGGGUGGUCACCAGGAACAAGGAGGCCAGGCGGAGACUGGAGAUUGAAGUACCUUACAAGUUUGUCACCUACACCUCUGUUGGCAUCUGUGCCACAACCUUUGUGCCAAUGCUUCACAGGGUUAUGGGAUUACCCUGAACCUCCAUCCUGCUGGUCCUGAGAGCCAAUAGUAUACUAGGAAGUUGCGGGGCAGAUAAUCUUGACAACUCAUAUUAAAAUCUUAAGUCAUACCCUUGCUUUGCUGAUACAGCUACUGCUGUGAGUCUAACAAUGAUUGGUCUGUAAGAAUUACGGUACAGUGGAUCUGUGAUGAAACCUUGAGAAAGUUCUUUGAGAACAUGCUUGUCUUCUCUGUUACAUGGACUUAGAGGAUCUCGUUCUGGGUGGCAGGAACUGUGGCCUGGCUUAAGGAAGAUCGCAG
This is a messenger RNA of Dipodomys ordii (Ord's kangaroo rat), 1285 nucleotides long. RefSeq names its product sphingosine-1-phosphate phosphatase 2 (gene Sgpp2). NCBI's taxonomy places the organism in Eukaryota, Metazoa, Chordata, Mammalia, Rodentia, Heteromyidae. The transcript is spliced from 5 exons. Gene Ontology annotation, molecular function: sphingosine-1-phosphate phosphatase activity. Gene Ontology annotation, cellular component: endoplasmic reticulum membrane. Gene Ontology annotation, biological process: sphingosine metabolic process; phospholipid dephosphorylation. Bases 1 to 1002 code for a protein of 333 amino acids. The record is from RefSeq and is a predicted model, not a curated record.